AUGCCACGUGCCAGUGCCAGUGUACUUUUAUUGAUCUUCGCAACCUUCGCAACGGUUGCUGGGGACUACCCAUGCGUAUGCAACUACAACGUCGAGGCUGCAGUGCACCUGCUUCCUGACGACAACUCUGAGGCACUGGGAUACAUGUACGAGUUUGACUGCAAGCCUGCGGGCGUUGGCCAGGGCAACAUCAACUAUCUGGAAAUUAUGUUUGAGGGAAAGAUCGGAUACAUCAAGCAGGGUGCGGAUGUCCAGAGCCAGACGUGUCCCGGGCUAAUACCCACAACAGACCAAGUAACAACUACAACGCUGCAAACGACUACCACCCCACCUCCCACAACAAUAACAACAGCAACACCAAAACCAACAACAACUACUACAACAACACCUAGACCGACAACAACAACUCCUUUACCGACAACGACGACUACAACAACAACACCUCAGCCGAAGACAAGCACAACUACAACAACAACAACUAACCCGACAACAACAACCGCUAUACCGACUACGUCGACGACAGCAACACCUAGACCGACAACAACAACGCCUAUACCGACAACGACUACAACUUCUACAUCGACACCUAAGCCGACAACAACAACAACUACUGCAACGACAUCAAAACCGACCACAACGACUUCCACAACUACAACAACGACCAUUAUACCAACAACAACGCAAACAACAACAACGUCUACAACAACGCCUAGAACAACUACAACCACCACCAUAAGGACAACAACCGAACGGACCACGCCCCCUAGCACUGAAGGAACAACAAUCCCUUCGACUCCGCCCUCCUCCGUUCCUGAAGGCCAUAUCGAACUUUGCCCGGACCACGUGAAGGGUGACCUUAGUAUAUUCGGAGGAUACUUAGGCCAGUUCGGCGACUAUUGCUUCGAAUUGGUUAACGUCUCCACCCAGUGGCAUAACGGACAGAGGCACUGCACGGUUGCCGGUGGGGGGUAUCUCGCCCACGUGACUAACAAGGCAGAACAGGACUUCUUCGUGCGCUUCCUCGAGAAACACCAUUAUGUGGAGUCCGUCUGGCUGGGUUUGACGGAUUCCGAAAAGGAAGCGGCGACCACCGAGGGACAUUGGUCGUGGAUUUCCGGCGUCCCAGUGACAUAUACCAACUUUGGGCGUGACUACAAUGGCCACGGCGAUCUUACCCAUAAACUGAACGACUGUGUGAUUAUGAAGCAGGGUGGGGAGUGGACGGACGUGCCGUGUGGAGUACCUUUGAUUGUCGGGACAGGGUUUGGAGAGAGUCACCCCUUUAUCUGCCAAUUCAACGUCACCUCCAAGCCACCGAAUAUCUUUCACAUCUUUACUGACGUGCUAGUUGGCUGAACAGUUCAUUGAAAUGUAUUUCAUGAUUUAAUAAAAAU
Dreissena polymorpha is the source of this 1394-nucleotide messenger RNA. RefSeq names its product salivary glue protein Sgs-3-like. Lineage: Eukaryota; Metazoa; Mollusca; Bivalvia; Myida; Dreissenidae. Bases 1 to 1356 code for a protein of 451 amino acids. The record is from RefSeq and is a predicted model, not a curated record. The transcript has 8 exons. Gene Ontology annotation, molecular function: signaling receptor activity.